GCUCCGGCUGCCUCCGACCCUGUAGACACCGUAGGCCCUGCCUCGCUCGCUCGCCCCGGACGGGGACGCGCGGGCUGACGCACAGGCCACAGCCUCCGCCUCGGGGCGCAUGGACUCCAGCCCAGGGGUGACAUCUGCGGGAGGCGGUGCGGGGAGCGGGCGUCCUCCCGCCCGGGCUCGGCUCCUGGCGGCCUUUCGCCUGCGCGGGUGACGGCGGCGUGCGGGCCGGGAAGCGCAGGGCACGCCGUCCUCCGCUCCGAGGCUGCCGGGCGCGCGGUGAAAGCCUCAUGCAGUUGCGGGCGCCGCCUGGGAGCUAGUGCGGGGCGAGCGCGGCGCCCACGCGCGGAGGAGUGGGCUCCGUGCUCCCGGGGACCGGGCGGGGCAGGGGGCAUCCUGCAAAGUUGACCCGGGGCGGGCUAUCGCCGGCGCCCUGCUGCCCUAGAUUCGCCCGGUUCUUCCCGCGGAGCCAGGCGUGGACCUCGCCGCCCCGCUGACACCCGAGGGACUGGGAGAAGCCAUCGGGCGUCGGCUGUAGCCCGCGCAGAGCGAGAUGGAGGCUGCGAGAAGGGACGCGCCGGCCGGCGCUGUGUAGCCCGCUGGCCCCGGGGCUGGACCUUGCCCGGACGCUGUUGGGGGGGCGCGAGCAGGGCCCUCCCCCGGGCUGCCAUGGAGGUGCCCAAUGUCAAGGACUUCCAGUGGAAGCGCCUUGCUCCACUGCCUAGCCGCCGGGUCUACUGCUCACUGCUGGAGACCGGGGGGCAGGUCUAUGCCAUCGGGGGAUGUGAUGACAAUGGUGUCCCCAUGGACUGCUUCGAGGUCUACUCCCCCGAGGCCGACCAGUGGACCUCCCUGCCCUCCUUGCCCACAGCCCGGGCUGGGGUAGCGGUUACUGCCCUAGGAAAGCGGAUUAUGGUGAUCGGGGGUGUGGGCACCAAUCAACUGCCUGUGAAGGUCGUGGAAAUGUACAAUAUCGAUGAGGGCAAGUGGAAGAAGAGGAGCGUCCUGCGCGAGGCUGCCAUGGGCAUUUCUGUCACAGCUAAAGAUUACCGAGUAUAUGCUGCAGGUGGGAUGGGCCUGGACCUUCGUCCGCACAACUACUUGCAACACUAUGACAUGCUAAAGGACAUGUGGGUGUCACUAGCACCCAUGCCCACCCCAAGAUAUGCUGCCACCUCCUUCCUCCGGGGCUCCAAGAUCUAUGUGCUGGGGGGACGACAAUCUAAGUAUGCAGUCAAUGCCUUUGAGGUCUUUGACAUAGAGUCUCGGUCCUGGACCAAGUUCCCCAACAUUCCCUGUAAGCGAGCCUUCUCCAGCUUUGUGAACCUGGACAACCACUUGUACAGCCUGGGAGGCCUGCGACAAGGUCGUCUCUACCGGCAGCCCAAGUUCCUCCGGACAAUGGAUGUGUUUGACAUGGAACAGGGGGGGUGGCUGAAGAUGGAACGCUCAUUCUUCCUUAAGAAGCGCCGGGCAGACUUUGUGGCUGGUGGUCUGAGUGGACGAGUCAUAGUGGCUGGUGGACUUGGAAACCAGCCCACUGUCCUGGAGACAGCAGAAGCAUUCCACCCAGAGAAGAACAAAUGGGAGGCCCUCCCACCCAUGCCCACACCCCGCUGCGCCUGCUCCAGCAUUGUCUUCAAGAACUGCCUCCUGGCUGUGGGGGGUGUCAGCCAGGGUCUGAGCGAUGCAGUAGAGGCGCUGUAUGUCUCUGACUCCUAGCCGGCCCGAGCAGCGCCUUCUCCUGGACAGUGUCACUCCACUCCUAACGUGAGGAAUGGUCUCAUCAAAAACAGUUUGGACUACUUCCUCAGGCUCCAACUCUUGUUACUGGCCAGUGGGGUCAAGCCCUGGGGUUCUCAGUGACCUCCCUCUAAACCCCCAAUCCCAGAGAGCUGAAGAAAGCAUAGUGGACUCCACCAGUCUAUUAGAGCUGGGCUGUGGACUGGGGAGAUGUCUCAUACAGUGUUCAGACACAGAAAGACACAAGAAUGUUUCCCCCCUCUCACCUACCUCCUGAGGUGGAGGGCAGUUGCCACAAAGAAGGGGAGCUAUUGUCCUUCCCCAUCUCUGAGGUACUUUGUCAUGAGAAAAAUUUAUGAAGAACAGGGCACCCCCAACCCCUUGUAUCUCUUUGGUUGAUGUCUGUUCCCCAUAUAGAAGUCAGCUGUGGGCCUGCCCAAAUCUCACCUACUUAUCAGGGACUAGACUUGAAGCAAGGGCAGUUGUAUAGGAAGGAAGCUGGGGGUCACACACCAGGCCAGGCCAAUAUCCUUGGCAGAGAGGACCCUUCCUCUUAGGUUCUUUUGGGCAUGUGAUGAUGGAGAGUCAAUAUCUUCUAGUUUGCCUUUUGUUACCCUCUCCCAACCCAAGGCCUGCCCAACAGCCCUCAGAGUGUUUCUGGGUAAAACCUUCUCAUUUACACUGUGGCUUCCAAAUCCACAAAGGGUGGAUUAAUAAUUGCACUCUGAUUAAUAACAGCAGCACAAUGA
Meriones unguiculatus (Mongolian gerbil) is the source of this 2489-nucleotide messenger RNA. RefSeq names its product kelch domain containing 8A (gene Klhdc8a). The transcript is spliced from 5 exons. The record is from RefSeq and is a predicted model, not a curated record. Gene Ontology annotation, molecular function: protein binding. Lineage: Eukaryota; Metazoa; Chordata; Mammalia; Rodentia; Muridae. The coding region runs from base 667 to 1719 and encodes 350 amino acids.